Misgurnus anguillicaudatus (oriental weatherfish) is the source of this 3864-nucleotide messenger RNA. RefSeq names its product ras-like protein family member 10B. Gene Ontology annotation, molecular function: GTPase activity; GTP binding. NCBI's taxonomy places the organism in Eukaryota, Metazoa, Chordata, Actinopteri, Cypriniformes, Cobitidae. The record is from RefSeq and is a predicted model, not a curated record.
UGCAGUCCAGUCACACCUGGAUAAGGUCACCGACGCGAUGCGCACAGGUAAAAACGACGUGGUUACUUAGCAACAGCAGAAAAUAUUUGGUUGCUAGGACACAGUGGUACUUGCAUUCGGUUGUUACACGGUGUACACGUUUUAAAACAAGUCGUAACGGGACAAAAUCCGAGCAGAUACGCCAAUAUGAUUCCCGGCGGAAUUGAAUACACGAGUUUUAAUGUUACGUCGGAUGUCACGCGCAUAAUGUCAGUGAUUAGUUUUCAUCCCACGUGCUCUUCGGACGCGUGCUCGUAUUUACUGUCAGCUCGUAUGAUGACUGACGCGCAGCGUAUUUACGCACCGGAGAGGGAAAGGACUACACUGCCGCGCUCCAAAGCUGGGCUCUCAGCUCUUUUCAAUUCAAUUAACCUGUGAUUCAGACCCAGUGAUGCGCAAAGUCUCUGUGCGGUCCACUACACCGGUUUUACGCGCAGGAGUUCAGGGAUCUGUCCGUCAACCCCAGACGAACACUCGCGCGGCACGCUGACACGAAACAAGGACAGUUUCAUCUUUACUUCUUCACCUGAAUACCUCCAGAGAGCGAGUACUCGAUGAGAAGAAGAUCGUGCAGGUGUUCAUCAGCAGCCCAAAUGAAACGAUGAAUGAAACUUCUUACCUGGCUAUAAGAGGCCUAUGAAUGGGACUGUGCUGUGGCCACCACGGCUCUCUGGGAUCCAGUCAGGACUAUGUGCUGCCCGCAAGCCCCUCUGAAUGCACUGGCCAACCGUUUGCGAGAACAGGGAGGGCGGGCCGGCCCACCGGGGACGAGCCGGAAGCAGGGCAACACCUCCUCCUUUUCGGAUUGCGGUGCUGGGGGCCCAAGGGGUGGGCAAGACAGCCAUCGUGCAGCGCUUUCUUCGCGAUGACUACAGCGAGGUGGCGGUGUCCAGUAAGACACGGAGGGUGCAUCUUUCUGCCGCAGUGCUCAACGGUCACGUACAUGACCUCCAGAUCACAGAUUAUCCAGCCAUCAGCAGCUUUCCCGUCAGCUCCCUGCAGGAAUGGUCAGACGUUUGCUGUCGAGGCAUUCGAAGCGCUCACGUCUACAUCUUGGUUUACGACAUCUGCUGUUUCGACAGCUUUGAGUACGUCAAGACCAUGCGGCAGCAAAUCUUGGAGACCAGGGUCAUGGGCUCUGGCGACACUCCUAUUCUGAUUGUCGGCAACAAGCGUGAUCUGCAGCGAGGUCGCGUGCUUCCCCGGCACAGCAUAUCUGACUUAGUCCGAAAGAGCUGGAAGUGCGGAUACGUGGAGUGUUCGGCAAAGUUCAACUGGCACAUUCUUUUACUGUUCGGAGAGGCUCUCCGAAGCGUGGGAUGCGCCCGGUGCAAACACGUCCAUGCCACCAUCCGUUUCCAACGAGCGCUCAGGAGAGAGCGCUGUGUCCUGAUGUGACAUUCCAGGCUGUCAUUGCUCCAUGGUUGCCUGGUCAAAAAUCUUCACAUUUGGGAUGUUGAUAGUGGAUAGACGUGGUCAAAAACAGGGAUUCCCUCAAAGUUUUAAAGCCUGAUGUCUCCACCUUUAGCCUGGAAGAACGCAACUGACAUCUCUGCCCUUUUACACUGGAAAUCCAAAAUUGGAAAAAGCCAGCUAAAGGCAGCAAAGAUAAUAUAAUAGCACAAUAACUCUUUAUCAUUCCUUAUCUUCAGGCUAGGACAGCACUGACCUAUGCUUAUGCUGAGCCAAUGCUAAAGGAUCUUCCAGCACAAAAGCGUUCCCGUAUUAGGAACCCCUUAAACCAGAACUGGAACCCGGCGCUUAUUCUGCAAUACUCCACAGAACGCAAAUUAGACUGCAUGUUCUGUGGACACUUGAUACUGUGUCUUAUCCUAAAAGAUUCAUAUGCCAAGGUAUUUUAAAGCAUUGUAGUCAAUAUCUAAAUCUUUAUGUGUUUCAUUGUGGAUCCCAUUUUUAUGUAUAGGUCUGGGGCAUGGGAAGUGUUUUUGUGAGAGAAGUAAAAAAGAUUUUCUUUUCCUAACAUAUAACUGUGACUCAUACACUUAAACACAAUGCUGGGUUAUUUUUAAUACGAUUUCACGGAAAGUCAUGUUAUAGUCACCAAAAAAUUUGAUUAAUUUGUUCAUGUCCAUGGCACAAAAUUCAGCUUUUUUGUGCCUUGAGCAUGAAUGUCUUUUUCUAUAAAUAGUUUUUCGUGUCUGUGGCACGACUUUCUUUUCCGUGUCAUUUUAUGUAUUGUUUUCUAUUUUUUUCCUAUUUUUAAAUCAUUGUCGCUUGGGGUUGGGGUUAGAUUUGGGGUUUGGGUUAGGAUGUACUUUUAUGCAUUGGUUUUCUACAUGUUUUUCUUCCACUUUUAAAACUAUUCUCACCUGGAGUUGGGGUUUGGGUUAGAAUGUCUAAAAUGUAACAGAAAGUGAUUCUAACCCCAAUCGACAAUGGUAAGAAAAAACAAUGAGAAAACAAUACAUAAAAUGAAACGAAAAAGAAACUAUUUAUAGAAAUUUGUGCGAGUGACACGAACAAGACAUUCGUGACUACAACACGACUUUCCGUGAGAUGAGUCUGGUUAUUUUACAACCCAGCGUUAGGUAUAAAGGGACGAACCCAACCCGACUGGUUUUAAUUUACCUAUGAUGAGAUGUUUCAACCCAAAAUGCUAGGUUGUUUUAACCCAUUGUUCUGGGUUCAUUUGAACCAAUAGCUAAACCCGACAAGUACUCAAAACUUUUGUGGAAAUUGAUUACCAAAAAAGAUUUAACCCUGGAGAACCCAAGAACCCUUCUCUUAGCAUUAAUUAACAUUGGCCAAAUUUGACCUGUGGGUUCUCCAGGGUUAAGUAAACCAACUCAAAAUUUUUAAGUAAUUAAUAUUUAUAAAUUACAAUUAAUCGGAACUUAAAAGUUUAUAGUUCAUUGUCUUUAAAGUGCACCGAUUUCACUGCUAAAAAAACGACAACUUUAUUUUGUGUAUUUGGUAUAAUUCAAUGUGUUCGCGUGGUUUAUGGUUAAAAACACAUUAUUUUCCACAUACCAUUCAUUUUUGUAGCUCCAGAUAUACUGCCUUCCUCAAACGGAUUGAUUUUGUACAAAACUCAUCGAUCUGAAAAGCUCUGUGUCCCUGAUUGGCCAGCUAAUCUGUACGUUGUGAUUGGCCUAAAUACCUCUGAUGUCAGCCAUAAAUGUGACGCUCCUUACCAUGUUUGAAAGAUUCGCUCACAAUGCAAUGCUAACAGGAGUUAACUUACAGGCUGUGAGUCCAAAACAGGAGGAAUUAUGAGUAAACUGUUGCCUACAAUCUGUGUGUUUGUUGUAGUCCAAGAAAAGAGAUUUAUGUUGGAGACGAUAACUCACGUUAUCAUUUACUUUGGGGUUUGUACCUUUACAUAAUCGGACGAUAGUUGCUCUUUAAUAUUUAAGUACACUAUACUUAAAACUACUGUUUUACCUUGAGUAGUGUUUACCAUUUAUGUUUUGUUUACAAGUCACAGAAACAGACAAUGUGACUCAUCUUUAUGUAAGUGUGAAGAAACUGAACUCAGUGCUGGCAUUGACAUUAAACAGUCAUUGUUUAUAUAAUAAAGCAACACAGCCUAAGCACAGCCACUACACAACAAAACUAAAAAAUAGCAAACUCUUCUCCAACAUAAUUGAAUGUUUAACACUGAAAACUACAUAAAAUAUCACUUCAUUUAAAAAUAUAUGUUCCUUUUUGACCCAAACCUGGUUUAAAAACAACAACCUAGCAUUUUUAGAGUGUAUGAAGCUUGUGUUACACAGCCCUGUAUGAACGAAUCCAUGUUAAGUACAAAUGUCAACGUCUAAAGUGGCCAGCUGUCUAAUAAAUGGACAGAUAUUGAAAACACAA